This is a messenger RNA of Doryrhamphus excisus (bluestripe pipefish), 1031 nucleotides long. RefSeq names its product zinc finger, AN1-type domain 1 (gene zfand1). The record is from RefSeq and is a predicted model, not a curated record. NCBI's taxonomy places the organism in Eukaryota, Metazoa, Chordata, Actinopteri, Syngnathiformes, Syngnathidae. Gene Ontology annotation, cellular component: cytoplasmic stress granule; cytoplasm. Gene Ontology annotation, molecular function: zinc ion binding. Gene Ontology annotation, biological process: cytoplasmic stress granule disassembly.
AGCUGGUGUUUACAUCCGGGAAGCAACAGUUGCUGGGUGGCGGUAAAUGACACCAAAAGCUGCCAAUAAAUAACACGAAAAGGAUACACACUCCGGUACAGUAGGAGGCAGUAAGCACGUGCACGUUGGUUGCGACCAGCCAUAAACAAAACGAAGAAGAAGCACCCUCGCGCUAAUGGCGGAACUAGACAUUGGAAAGCACUGUCAACUGGCGUCUUGUCGCCAAAAAGACUUUCUACCAUUUGUUUGUGAUUCCUGCAGUGGCGUUUACUGCCUUGAACACAGAAGCAGAGAAGCCCACUCCUGUUCAGAGGAGGGUGAAAAAAGAGAAGGUUCUACUUGCGGCGUCAGCACAAGUCAUCCCUGCUCUUUGGAGGAGUGCAAAGUCAAAGAAGUGCUGCCCGUCAUCUGCCCACAGUGUGAAAAACACUUCUGUUUGGCCCACCGCCAUCAAGAUGAUCACAAGUGUGACAAGUUGGAGAUCCAGAAGCCACGGAUGGCAGCCACCAAAGAGCUGGUGCAAAGGAUUGUGGAAUCAAAGGACGGAUCCAAAAGCAAAGGACGGAAAGGAGCAAAGAACAGCGCCACGGCAGCAAAGGUCGCGUUAAUGAAACUGAAACUACACGCAGUCGGAGACAAGGGCUUGCCACAGACAGAAAGAAUCUAUUUUCAAGUGUAUCUACCUAAAGAGUCACAUGUCAGCACUCAGCCCAUGUUCUUCUGCUCCAAAUGGAGCGUCGGGAAGGUGGUGGAUUUUGCAGCCUCGCUGGCGUCCCUCAAAAACAACAACAAUGUCCUCACAGCUAAGAAGCUGCGUCUCUGCCAUCCCGCCACAGGUAAGGCUCUGCGACAGGACGACAGCCUGCACUCGCUGCUGACCAGCCCAGAAGACCCCCUGCACAAUGGGGGUAAUGUGAUCCUGGAGUACCUGGACAAUGAUAGCUCAGGCGUGGAGGAUGUUUGGCACUAUAUUCAUUCACUUGGCUGAACAAAUCACACAUGCAAUAAAAUCGAAAUGGAAUGCAUUUGGU